AUGCAAACGCUCGCCCACCAGAAAGGAGACAUGGCAACUUCCAAGGCCUGCAAUGCGUCAAACGUCCUCAUGGGCCUGUUGAAUUACUCGACCAUCAAAUUGGAGAAGGUCAUUCUGGGCCGCGAGAAUACGCCUCAUGUUAUGCAGAUGAGUCUUUUUAAGAAUAAGGCAGCCAUGGUUCAGAUGAUUAAAGGGGCCGAAGCCGCGGGAUUCAAAGCCCUCUUCGUUACGCUGGACUGUCCGUAUCUCGGACGCAGGCUGAACGAGUUCCGAAAUCGGUUCAGUGUGCCAAAGGGGAUGGAGUUUCCCAAUCUGUUUCCUGGGGUGGAUGUGACCAACCUGGAAGAUGGGGAUGAAAGGAUGGCUUAUGAUUUGAAUGGCCCGAAAUUAUCCCCUUUCUUCCGACAGCACACUAACAUGCAGAUAUGGGCGAAGGGAAUCUACACGUCCGACGACAACCUCCUUGCGAUAAAGCACGGCUUCGAUGGCCUGAUCGUUUCCAACCACGGCGGCCGGCAGCUCGACGGCGUCCUCUCCUCUCUCGACGUCCUCCGCGAAAUCGCCCCCGCGUCGCACGCGGCAAGAUCCCCAUCGCUAUAG
This is a messenger RNA of Aspergillus calidoustus, 600 nucleotides long. Lineage: Eukaryota; Fungi; Ascomycota; Eurotiomycetes; Eurotiales; Aspergillaceae. The record is from the annotation of a GenBank genome assembly.